GAGCCGUAGGAAGACUCGCAGAGCCACCACCCAUCAUUACGUGGACUCGUCCCUUCCAAAACCGCAAGAACCUUUCCUCGGUAAAGUCAACAUCACAUGACGCCGAGAGGCGCAGCCCGCCGUAUUCCAAGAUGGCGUCGCCCACGGGGGCCAUGAUUGUGGCGAGCAGAGCUCUGAGGUGCCUGCGUGCUGCGGGUGUGCAGAGGAACUACGCCGCCCUCAGCUCCAGAAGAGAUAUAUCAUUCAAACUGGAUGAGAAAACUGCCCACAGUAGCCUGGACCUGUUCAAGAAGGACACAGGGGUCAUCUUUCAUAUACUAGGCAUUGACCCCUCCAAAGUCCCCCAGAAUCUUGAGCGUUUCCGUGAGUGGGCGGUUGUUCUUGGAGACACACCGAUUGUGAGUGGUCGGCAUUACUGGGAGGUGACUGUGAAGAAGUCCAAUGAGUUCCGCGUAGGUGUGGCAGAUGCUGACAUGUCCAGAGAUGAGUGCAUUGGUGUAAGCAGCCGCUCAUGGGUCUUUGCAUAUAGCCAUAAAAAAUGGAAUGGAAUGGUGGUAAAUAAAAUAAUCCCCAUUACCAACAUUGGCCACCCAAGCAAAGUAGGCCUGCUGGUGGACUAUGAAGGUGGCAAACUCUGCCUUGUGGACCCCGAAAAAGGCUCCCUCAUCCAUACUCUCAACGCGGACUUCCGAGGCCCAAUUGUGCCAGCAUUUGCCUUGUGGGAUGGAGAACUUCUUACCCACUCAGGCUUAGAUGUCCCGGACAUUCUGUGAAGCCCUAGAAAGUGUUGCCAUAAAAGUGCCUAUUCAGCGAUCCUGGCAUUAAAGGGGUUGUCUGUCUGUUUAAUAUUGAUGACUUAUCCCCAGGAUUGGCGGGGUUCGGACUCCUGGCAACCCUGACGAUCCUGUUUUAGGAGGUCGCAGCUAACUAAGCACAGCGCCGUCCUUUGGAUAGUGGCUGUGCUUGGUAUCUCAGCCCCAUUCACUUGAAUGGGAUUGAACUGCACCUAAUCCAUGUGAUCGAUGAGCAUGAUGUCCCUGGCACUCACCAGAGCACCGCGGCCAUUCAAACAGCUGAUCAGCAGGGGUGCUGGGGGUCUUACUACUAUUAUUAGAUAUGGAUGACUUAACUCGAGGAAUAGGCCAUCAAUAUGAAAAUCUGGGGAUAACUUCUUUAAACAGGUAAAGCUUUGUUAUUGAUAUUCCAGGAUAUACGAUAUAAGGAACAUUGUGUUUAGUCUUUGCUUUGACUUUCUAAGUAUUUAGAUUAUGAACGGUAUCCGUGUGGAGUUUGCUCUAAUAUUUUCAGAAUGUAUGGAGAUAUAUUUUCAUGUUGUGCCAAAGUGUGAAAUAAGUCAGUUACACAUAAAUAAUCGCAGCCGCAGCAAGUGAAUUUCUCUUGGUGAAGACUGAUUUCAAGAAUAAAUUAUCCUCCGCAUUAAAUAUAUAGAAUCAAAUGAAGACUAAGUUACAUUUAUAAGUGUGAUUUAGGUGGAAAACUUUGCGUUCCCCCAGGCCAUAUGCACAUGGGAAUUUUUUCUUUUUUUUGUGUGUAGUUUCCAGGUGCAUUUAGUUGUGAUUCUGCAAUGAAUCCAUGGCCAACUGUGUUACAUGCGGGCUUGGCAGCGAAUUUCACCCGACCGCAUUGCAAGCAGUGCAAUCUGCAGUGAAUACAUCGACUUCAAAAUCCACAUCACAGGUCAAUUUCCGAGGAUCUCAUCUCCUUAGCUUGUACUGUUUUAGGGCUUGUUCACACGGCUGUUGUGCAGCCGUUCCAUUCAUUGGGGGCCGCAAUUUGCGGUCUCCAAUGCACGGGCAACGUCCAUGCGGUGUCCGGGAUGGAUCCAGGCCCAUUCAACUUGAAUGGGUCUGUGAUCCGUCCGCACCACAAAAAAAUAGAACA
Messenger RNA from Bufo bufo (common toad), 1902 nucleotides. It is a transcript of the gene SPRYD4, whose product is annotated as SPRY domain containing 4. The transcript is spliced from 2 exons. Gene Ontology annotation, molecular function: protein binding. The record is from RefSeq and is a predicted model, not a curated record. NCBI's taxonomy places the organism in Eukaryota, Metazoa, Chordata, Amphibia, Anura, Bufonidae. Bases 132 to 773 code for a protein of 213 amino acids.